CCAUGACGUCACCCCCCCCAGCCGCUCCGCGCCGGUGACGCCACACCGCGCGCCCCAAUCAGGGGCGGCCGUUGGGGGUGCGGCGGGCGCUCCGCCGGGCUGCGGGGCGAAGGUGCGGCGGGAGGGGGCGGUGUCCGCGGGGACGCGUCAGCCGCCACCGCCCUCGCCGCCGCGGGGUCCCUCCCCUCCCUCUAGCCGCCGGGUCCCCGCGGGAUGAGGGGAUCGUAGCGCCGCGGCCGCCUCCGCCAUGAAGCGGAAGAGCUGGGCCGAGGCGCGCCGCCGCGCAGCCCCGCCGCCGCCCGCGCUGAAGAGGACGCGGGGCGCGACGCCGCGGGCGGCGGGGGGCGAGGCGGAGCGGCGGCGGCAGCCGCCCCCCGCCGGUCUGGAGACGUGCCUGAGGAUCGCGGAUCGCCUUUAUUUUGCAAUUCUCUAUCAAAAACCAAAGAGUGGAGCUGCAAAUACCCAUUAUUUCUGCAUAGAUGAUGAACUUGUGUAUGAGAAUUUCUAUGCAGACUUUGGACCACUCAAUCUGGCAAUGGUCUACAGAUACUGCUGCAAGCUAAAUAGGAAAUUAAAGUCAUUUUCAUUGAUAAGGAAGAAAAUAAUUCAUUAUACUGGCUUUGAUCAGAAAAAGCAAGCAAACGCUGCAUUCCUCAUAGGCUCCUACGCAAUAAUAUACCUGAGAGAAUCCCCAGAAGAUGUGUACAGGCUUAUAUUGUCAGGAAGUGUUUCAUAUCUUCCUUUCAGGGAUGCUUCCUUUGGUACUUGCAGUUUUCAUCUAACGUUACUGGACUGUUUUCAUGCAAUAAACAAGGCUUUGCAGUAUGGUUUCCUGGAUUUUAGUACGUUUGAUGUAGAUGAAUAUGAGCAUUAUGAAAGAGCAGAAAAUGGAGAUUUUAACUGGAUAAUACCAAACAAAUUCAUUGCCUUCAGUGGACCUCAUUCAAGAAGUAAAAUUGAAAAUGGCUAUCCCCACCAUGCUCCAGAGGCUUAUUUCCCAUACUUCAAGCAAAAUAAGGUCACCACUAUAAUACGCCUCAACAAAAAACUGUAUGACGCUAAACGAUUUACAGAUGCUGGAUUUGAGCAUUUUGAUCUCUUCUUUGCUGAUGGAAGCACACCUAGUGAUACUAUAGUUAAAACAUUUCUAAAUAUUUGUGAAAAUGCUGAAGGUGUAAUAGCCGUUCAUUGCAAAGCUGGUCUUGGACGAACUGGCACACUUAUUGCCUGUUACAUCAUGAAGCAUUAUCGGAUGACAGCUGCUGAAUCUAUUGCCUGGAUCAGAAUAAAUAGACCUGGUUCUGUGAUUGGACCACAACAGCAUUUCCUGAUGGAUGUUAAUUUUUUGUGUUUUGGGCCUUUUUUUCCAUGUUAUGAUAGCAAACAGGCAGAACUUUGGACAGAAGGGGAUAUUUUCCGUGCAAAGUUGAAACGAAACCAUAAAAUUGCUGUAACAAGAAUUCUGUCAGGAGUAGAUGAUAUUUCAAUUAAUAACACAAGAAACAGGAGAAGCAUCCAAAAGGACAUUGAACUGUACAGUGAUGAUGAUGAAACAAACUGUUUAACACAAGGGGAUAAGCUUCGUGCUCUGAAAAGCAAAAGGCAAGCAAAAGCUCCAACUGCAUCUCCACUAGCAUGGCUCCUAGCUAUGCUGGUGUCUACACUGUGUAGCAUUGUCAUCUGGUGGAUUGUAUGUGGCUCCCUUCUGCCCAGCCUGCUAUUCUGUCUAGAUGGUUUAAGAACAUAGUAACCAUCAGGACUCCCUGAGAGAGAGCCACUGUCCAAUCCGUCACAAAGACUAGAACAGUAUUGCGUUGACUUUCGAAUAAGCACCAGUGUUGAAGAGGAUAUUCAGGAGUGAAGGGGAUAUAGAGGGGACUUGAUGCAAUUCAAGGAAGAUCACUUUGGCUCUAUUUUUCAGUAAAAAAUUAAAUAGAAAAAUCUCUUUUUUACUUGUAGAAUAAAAUGAACUGUCAACAUGUUUGGUAGAUUUUUUUCUACCAUACUAAUACUUUCUCAAAAACCAACAUAAUCUACAUACAUUUAGACUCAGGUGUAAAUAUUUAAGCUCUCUAUUAUAAAGAGGGCUUGCUAGUAUGUAUGAUGCAUGUGUACAAAUUGUGAUGGCAAUCACUUAGCUGCUGAUCACCAGAUGGUGGGAGAUUUUAAGUAUAUAAAUCCAUGUUGUGCAUUCAGACUGGGCUGAAGUCUUCACUUGAGUCUGAAAAUCAACCACAAAAGCUUUUAUUUCUAAUAGUAUUGGUACUCUCCUGUGUUGGUUGGCUGUUCUUUCUUACUUUGUAUGAAGUUUUUUAUGAAGCCGCAGUAUUGAGUACACAAUGUAACUAUUGUCCACCAAAGAGUGCUUUAUUGUCAAAAGUUGUGUGGUUUAUUUAGGAAGAACUAAUUGUAAAUGAUUAACUUGUUUUUAGUAGUGACAGCUUUUUAGUUGUUCACAACCAAUUGUUCUUUGAACUAGUUAUAACUGCUUUAAAUCUGGUAUGAUUUUAAAGGGGAGGAAAACCACUACCAUUUAAAGCAGUGCUGUCAUAUUGAAAUGUCAUUACUGUUUCAUCACUGAAACAUUACUGUUUCUUUUACUAUCAAGUCCUUUAUAUGAAACCUUAAAUUACCAUAUAUAAAAGAUAAGAAUUCCCCCCCUAGAUUUCAUUGGUAUGCUUGAUAACACGUGGACAGUGCUUUGGGACACUUAAUGAGUGCAGCACACAAAGGGAAGAAGAGAAAAUAAGGGUGCCAUACAACUGAGGUAGUGGAAUUCAGGGGCAGGUAAAAAUUUUGACAACUAACAGUUUAAGAACUAUACCUCUGGUAAAAAACAGUGUAAUUUUUAGAGGAAUCUGCUUGAGACUGAAAUUUUCAUCCUCUACAGGACUACGGUGUUUUUUUUCCUACUACUUUUCACAUUAUUACAUUUCAAAAUUGAGGUACUCUUGUCCACCAGCUAGCUGAUGGUUAUAGCUGCAUAUCCCUCAGAUGAGGGCUGUUACCACAUAGCCUUAAAUAUGAAUCAUUAUCUGUUGAUUUAAUGACUCUUACAGUACGAAGUGGAAGAAAUCAAGAAAUCUGCAAUGUUAGUAAUGGAAUAACUGAAGUUUUUAAAGAUGCAGAUUGCCUCUGUGAGAGGGGUAAAUUUCAGUGAAUGUAAAUGUUCAGUGACUAGUUUCAAUCUACAUCCUUUUGAAUGGAAACUAAGUCUUCUGUUAGGCUGGUGAUUUUUGAAUGCCAGUAUGAAUAUCACACAGUGGUUUGAAAAUAUUUCUAGCAAAAGAAUAAUGAAUGUGAGAGGAAACAGGAUGUUAAGUGUAAGUAAGCUUACAGAUAACAUCCAUGUGCUUAGAUAGUCAAAAUCUGCAAAUAUGAAUACAAAUUAAAAAGAAAAUAUGUAAUGCAAAAUAAAGGCUCAGACUGAAAAUAUUUUGUUUUCUUCUUAAACUUCCCUUUUCACCCUCUUUUCUUCUACAUAAAAAGCAUCUGAAAAGAGAGGGACUGGUAUCAUCCCAAUAAGGCAAUUAAAAUUUCUUGGGCUUUGAAUGGUGUUGCUUUGUUUGUUUUGGCAGAGGUUAUUUGGUUUUUCUGGUAUUUUUUCAGUUUAGGGGGUUUUGGGUUUGGUUUGUUUGGUUAGGAUUUUUUAGUGGAGGUUGUGUGGUUUGGUUUGGUUUUUUUUGGUUAGGUGAGUUUUUUAGUAAGCCAUUUUGUGCAAAAGCUUAUGUACAGCUAACCACAAUAGUAGGUCUAUUGUGCAAAUAUUAUCCUAUGCUUCUUUUUCAACAAAAUUUCUCAUCUUGGAAGGCAAAAGGGGUGAAAAUAGUGACGUGAGAAUCAGAAUAAAGAUUUAGUAAUACGGUGUUUAGCUGUGCCCUUCUCUCAGCUGAGCUGCUUCUUUCAGCAUCUUUUUUUUAACCUAAAAAUAACUGAUCUCUUUCUCACCCCUUCCAAAUUGAAAAUCAGAAUUUGUCUCAUUUAAAGUAACUAGCAGAGUAAUUAGCACUUCUAGGUUCAUCAGAAGUAAAUUUGCAUAACACAAGUGCACAAACAAUGGCAACUCUAGCUAAAGCAAAAUGGCAUGUUUAGUAUCAAUGUGUUUUAGGAUACCCCAUCCACCACCCUCUAUCUUAGUGAAAAACACAUAAAUGUCAAAGGGAUUUUUCAUCUGAACUUUCCAAACAGCCUUAUAUUGAAAAUUAACUCAUUACCUCACUGUACCACAUCUAAUUGUACUGCUUAGUUACGAAUUUUUAUUACUUUGUCUAACAUUUUUAAUGUACCAUACCAAAGGUGUCUUAGGUACAAGAACAAAGAGUGAGCAUGGGUGAGGAAGUUCUUGGUUUCUAAAUCUUUUCUGAAUUGUCAAGUAUUAUGUGCCAAAAUGGAACGUGUUAUGGCAGCUGUAUCACCUUUGUAUAUCUGUACAACAGAGCAGCUGAAUGAAGUUACUUCUGCUGGCAUCAGUUAGGAGAUUCUUCUUAGAAAUUCUUUCCUCUUUCAAAUAUGUGACAGAUGGAUUCUUCCUCAAUUUCUUAACUCAAAAGAUACUGCAUGCUCAAAAGUUGUAAUAUCUUGGGUAAAAUUGCUGGUUUCCAUUACAGCAUCAAAAAAACUCAGACACUAACCUAGACCUUGUCUUUUUGCCCCCAGUAUGACAGUAGAGGAAGCACUGCUGAUUUAAAACAGUAAGAGAUUGUAGAAAAAAACCAAAACAAAACAUAAAUGUGAUGUUCACCAGGUUGUUGCACUGCAUUUUUUAUAUAAUCAUAUGUAGACUGUCAUAUGUAAACUCAUAUACAGGAUAUCAAGGUCUAAAAUUUCUUGACUAAUCAGUACUGUUCAUCCUGAUUAUUUUUAAACUGUAUAUUUCUAAUCAUAUUUUUUUAACUUGGAUUGACAGAAUGAAAGUUUAUUUUGCUGAAGGUAUUUUUAAGAUAAAGCUUCAUAUUAUCUUGUAAUAUUAAUUAGUUCAAUAUGCAUUUGUGUGUCAUUUGAAAAUACUGCAAAUUGCAUUUGAUUUUAUACAAAAUACUGAAUAGUGAGAAGUGUAAAUGUGUACUGUGUAAAAUUAAAAAUAAUCAGAAGGUU
Messenger RNA from Motacilla alba alba, 5094 nucleotides. It is a transcript of the gene CDC14B, whose product is annotated as cell division cycle 14B. The record is from RefSeq and is a predicted model, not a curated record. Gene Ontology annotation, biological process: regulation of exit from mitosis; positive regulation of cytokinesis; cilium assembly. Gene Ontology annotation, cellular component: spindle pole; nucleolus; mitotic spindle. The coding region runs from base 248 to 1747 and encodes 499 amino acids. Gene Ontology annotation, molecular function: protein tyrosine/serine/threonine phosphatase activity; protein serine/threonine phosphatase activity. Lineage: Eukaryota; Metazoa; Chordata; Aves; Passeriformes; Motacillidae. The transcript is spliced from 14 exons.